This is a messenger RNA of Crotalus tigris (Tiger rattlesnake), 11543 nucleotides long. It is a transcript of the gene ZNF462, whose product is annotated as zinc finger protein 462. The transcript is spliced from 16 exons. The record is from RefSeq and is a predicted model, not a curated record. Bases 1126 to 8832 code for a protein of 2568 amino acids. Gene Ontology annotation, cellular component: nucleus. Gene Ontology annotation, biological process: regulation of gene expression. NCBI's taxonomy places the organism in Eukaryota, Metazoa, Chordata, Lepidosauria, Squamata, Viperidae.
GGAAAAAAGCUGGUUUGAUUGCAACCUUGAAGUCUUAGGCAUCUGUUCUUUCUCCUUCAAGGGAAAAAAGAACAUCUUAAAAUGCUGGUUUGUAACCCUGGUCUUGGAAAGCAAAGGAGAAGCUGGAGAAUAGUGUGUGCUGGAGAUGAGGCCGAGAUAAGUGAAGCCAUGUUGUGUGCAGGCUAGAAGCUCUGAGACUAUCUCUCCCUUACUUAAUACAUGGCUUGUCUGAGCUAAAAUGGCUGCUCUGUCUCUCCCUCUCCCCCUCUACCUCUCUCCCUCCUAAAGCUCAUAGGACUAGGACAGCUUAGUGAGUCUUAAAGCGUCAGUGACGCAGGAGCUCAUAUCUCUUGAAAGUGUGAUAAACACAUUCAGAGAGCUGUGGCUUGUUUGACUUAGAUGAAAAGACUACGCUGGGGGAGGAAGUUUAAGAAGAUGGACAGUGAGAAGAUCCGUUUCAUUAUUCUCUCUCCUGCUUUUUCCUCUGGAGCAUUCUGAAUUCAAGAGUCGUCUGCUGCACCAUGGCAAAAGGGGUGGGGGGGAGAGAGAAAGAGAUUGUUUUCAGGUCUAAUGGACUGUGCAAAAGGAGACUUAUGGGGUGGGGCCUCUGUGUUCACUGCUGUAAUUUGAUCCAGAGCAGAUAGCAACCUCUUCCACACAGUCUGGUCUGGUGCUUGCACAUAAAAGAUUUUGAGUCUCCUGAUUCUUGUUAACAUUGUUAGCUGAAAAGAAGGUUGGGCCAGCUUUUAGUCUUUCAGUGCAAAGAGGAAGGUGAAAUGGGGCACCAAGAUAUAUUGCAGUGGAUGUGCGUUUCUGCUCAGUAUGCCCACAUUUUUAAAGCCAUGGCACUGAGAGGAAUUUUCUUCUGAUGCAGGAUCCUGGCAUCACUGCUUUUUCUUUGUAAUACGGAUGGGAGACCGUUCAGCUUUGAACAUUUGAUAAACAUAACCUCAUAUUUACAUGACAAUGAGAAGAUGGGAUUUUCCUCAAAGCUUAUUUGGGCUGCUGUUCCAUCUCUUGGUCUGGUGGAGCUCCUAGACUAAAUACGACCUGAAUUGUGUGAGGAGACUUUAAAAUAAGCAGCUCAUUAAGGUUUUCCUAAUGUAAAGCUUAGCAACAAAGAUCAUGGAGGUGCUGCAGUGUGACGGCUGUGAUUUUCGAGCACCUUCCUAUGAAGAUCUUAAAGCUCACAUCCAGGAUGUUCAUACUGCAUUUCUACAGCCCACAGAUGUUGCUGAAGAAACUCCUAGCCCAUCCAGAUUCGGUUCCAUGAACAGUGACCAGGCUGAGGUGGAGUAUUCUUUGGUAAAAGAUGAAUUUGCAGUGGCAGAUGGGAUGGCAGGGCAAAAUGCAGUUCAGCUGGGGACUGGCAAUUACUAUAGCCAUAGCCAGGGUUAUUAUGGCCAACAUAUGCUCUCCAAAUCAGCAAGCAAGUUUUUCCAGUGUAAAUACUGUGUGCGUUAUUUCCGAUCCAAAAACCUUCUCAUAGAACAUACCCGGAAAGUCCAUGGUGCUCAAACUGGAAGCUCUCCAACUGGAUCCUCAAGUGCUGGUUCCUUAAACUACAACAUCAUGAUGCACGAGGGCUUUGGGAAGGUAUUUUCGUGCCAGUUCUGCACUUACAAAUCUCCAAGACGUGCACGGAUUAUAAAACAUCAGAAGAUGUACCACAAAAACAGCCUGAAGGAGAGUUCGACCCCUCCUGCUUCUUCGGCUGCUAUAUCUGAAUCAGCUUCUGCUUCUGUCUCAAUGCAAGAUUCAUGCAAGGAGCUUCCGGCUGAAGUUGUUGAGCGUAGUAUUUUGGAGUCUAUGGUCAAGCCUUUAACCAAAUCAAGAGGCAAUUUCUGCUGUGAAUGGUGUAGCUACCAGACACCCCGAAGGGAACGUUGGUGUGAUCAUAUGAUGAAGAAGCACCGAAGCAUGGUGAAAAUACUGUCAAACCUGAGGCAACAGGAUGGGACCAAUAUGUCAGAUGUUGUAAACAAGAAUCCCCCAAGCCCUCCCCCAAACUCUAACUAUAUACCCAUGAAUGCUUCUGGGCGAGAGAUGCCUAACGCAACUGUCCCAAACUACAGGAGUUCGGUAAACAAUUCUCUCAUCAGGUCCAACACCUCUUCAAAAUUUUCCUCUGCUUCCUACCCUCAGAUGAAACAUAAGACUCCUCACAACUCAGGCAUUGUUAAUUUGUCUGACAGAUCUCGUUACGGAGUUGGUGACAUGGCAAAUUCUACUGACCUGGAUACCAACAGUAUGCUGAAUGACUCCAGUUCGGAUGAUGAGCUCAAUGAACUAGACAGCGAGAAUGGGUUGAACUCUAUGGAUCACCAAAGCUCGGGACUCACUGCUGAGCAGCUGAUGGGAUCUGAGGGCCACAAGUUACUGGAAACCAAGGGGAUCCCCUUUAGAAGAUUUAUGAAUAGGUUCCAGUGUCCUUUCUGUCCUUUCCUCACCAUGCAUCGGCGAAGCAUUUCUCGCCACAUUGAAAACAUCCAUCUCUCUGGAAAGACGGCAGUCUACAAGUGUGAUGAAUGUCCUUUCACCUGCAAGAGCUCUUUUAAACUUGGUGCUCAUAAGCAGUGUCAUACUGGUGCAGCAUCCGACUGGGAUGCCGUGAACUCCCAAACUGAAAGUAUAGCUUCUUCUUUAAAUGAAAGUACAGUAUCCUAUGAAGGGGGAAAUAUAAACGGCAGGAAGUCCGGGGGGAUCAUGGAUUCCAUGCAGCAGCAGCAACAAUCUCCGCAGUCCAAUUCGCAGCAUCCGUAUAAAUGCACCAUGUGCAAUUAUUCUACAACGACUUUGAAAGGUCUCCGGGUUCAUCAGCAGCACAAGCACUCGUUUUGCGAUAACUUGCCAAAAUACGAGAGCCCAUCAGCAAAUGCCCUGCAAGACAGUGAGCCCGAUGCUCAUGCUUCUCCCAGCACUGUGAAGAAAAGCCAGACCUCAAUUCUUGGACUGUCUUCUAAAAACAACUUUGUAGCAAAAGCCUCUAGAAAGAUGUCCAAUGACUUUCCUCUAGAUCUGUCCCCGGUGAAGAAAAGAACCAGAAUUGACGAGAUUGCCAGUAAUUUGCAAAGCAAAAUCAAUCAGAACAAGCAGCAAGAAGAUGCAGUCAUUAAUGUAGAGGAUGAUGAAGAGGAAGAGGAUGACAAUGAAGUGGAAAUAGAAGUAGAACUGGACAAGGAAGAAGAACAAACAGAACCACUGCUGGAAAUAGCGGCAUUUGCUUCCCAGCAAAUAUGGGGAAGAGACACAGGAGAUCCUCAGAAAGAGCCCAGCUACAGGAAUAUCCCCCAUGAUUACAGCUCCACGAAUGGGGCAGAAAUUGAGCUAACUAUAUCUGAGGAUGAGGAAGAAUAUUAUUGUUCUUCGGUGGGUUUGAAGGAUCCAGGACUGAAUUCAUCUAUUCUGGGCAGCCAGGCAAGCCUAUAUGGAUCUGAUCAGAACAAUGAGAAUUCAGAUUUUGGUGAUUCUGGAAGGCUUUACUAUUGUAAACACUGUGAUUUCAGCAACAAAUCUGCCAGGAGUGUUAGCACUCAUUACCAACGGAUGCAUCCCUACAUUAAGUUCAGCUUUAGGUAUAUCCUUGAUCCCAACGACCACAGUGCAGUGUAUAGGUGUCUUGAAUGUUACAUUGAUUAUACAAACUUUGAAGAUCUGCAACAGCAUUAUGGUGAGCAUCACCCAGAAGCCAUGAAUGUAUUAAAUUUUGACCACUCUGAUUUGAUCUAUCGCUGUCGCUUCUGCUCUUACACCAGCCCAAAUGUUAGGAGCCUCAUGCCGCACUACCAAAGAAUGCAUCCAACAGUUAAAAUUAACAAUGCAAUGAUAUUCUCAAGUUACGUAGUGGAGCAACAAGAAGGGUUAAGCUCAGAAUCACAAACGCUGAGAGAGAUACUGAACUCUGCUCCAAAAAACCUGACCACUUCAACCCCAGUUGCACGUGGGGCUUGUGGCAUAGCGGUGGCUUACAACAAAAGUUCUUCAAAGGACAAUAGCCCCGAAUCUGAAAGCCAAAAAGAGUCAGCAGUCAACAGUGUUGUAGUUUAUGACUGUGAUGUCUGCUCCUUUGCAAGUCCCAACAUGCAUUCUGUCUUGGUGCAUUAUCAGAAGAAACAUCCUGAAGAGAAGGCUUCGUAUUUUAGGAUUCAAAAAACGAUGCGUCUGGUAUCAGUAGAGAGGGGCUCUGCCCUGGCUCAGAUGGCUUAUGAACUAGGGUCACCUGGCUCUCCCAAAAUGUCACCGCUACCACCUCCGCCACCUCCGGACCUCACCACGGAGCUUUACUACUGCAAACAUUGUUCUUACAGCAAUCGGUCAGUGGUUGGGGUACUAGUACACUACCAGAAAAGGCACCCAGAGAUAAAAGUGACUGCCAAAUACAUUAGGCAGGCACCCCCAACUGCAGCAAUGAUGAGAGCUGGAGAGUUACCUCCUGGUGUUCAUAGACCUACAGUUUCUAUGCAGCAGCUGAAUAGGAACAGCUCUGAUGGUAUUGUAGCUCCAGCAGAGAACGAGAUGUUCUUCUGCCAGCACUGUGAUUAUGGAAACCGGACUGUAAAAGGGGUCCUUAUUCAUUACCAAAAGAAGCAUCGCGAUUUCAAAGCCAAUGCGGAUGUGAUUAGGCAGCACACUGCCACCAUCAGGAGCCUCUGUGACCGGGGUCAGAAAAAUUCCCCUGGUGGCUUACAAAUUCCUACUUCUGGUUCUGAGCAAGAAAGGGCUAAAUUGAGAGCUCUCAAAUGCAGGCAGUGCUCUUAUACAUCUCCUUAUUUCUAUGCACUGCGGAAGCACAUUAAAAAGGACCACCCAAGCUUGAAGGCCACUGUCACAUCUAUUUUGAGAUGGGCAUUUUUGGAUGGUUUAAUAGAAGCUGGAUAUCACUGUGAAUGGUGUAUCUAUUCCCACGCAGAACCCAGUGGCCUGCUUGUGCAUUACCAAAGGCGACAUCCUGAACAUUAUGUUGAUUAUACAUAUAUGGCAACAAAACUCUGGGCAGGGCCAGAUCCUUCACCUCCAGCCUUACUAAUACCAUCAGAAAUGAAAACCUAUAGAUGCAGAGAUUGUAUUUUUGAAGCUUCUUCCAUCUGGGAUAUCACUAAUCACUACCAAGCUUUUCAUCCUUGGGCUAUGAAUGGAGAUGAAUCAGUGUUACUAGAUAUUAUCAAGGAAAAAGAUGCUGUUGAUAAAAUGAACCCAGUAUCUGAUGGUCUUGGUGCCAGAAUAAUUUCAGAGGAUCAGUUAGCAUUACCACAAGGGGAUCUGGACACGGAAUAUGCAGAAGAGUCAACGCUUUCCCAAGAUAAAGCUCUCCAGCUCACCUCUGUGAACCCUGCAAUAUCUUCUACACCAUACCAGUGUACAGUGUGCCAGUCUGAAUAUAAUAAUUUGCAUGGACUUCUCACCCAUUAUGGAAAAAAACAUCCUGGGAUGAAAGUUAAAGCUGCAGAUUUUGCACAAGACAUUGAUAUUAAUCCGGGAGCGGUGUACAAAUGUAGGCAUUGUCCUUACAUUAACACACGCAUUCAUGGUGUUCUUACACAUUACCAGAAGAGACAUCCUUCAGUGAAGGUCACGGCAGAAGAUUUUGUGCAUGAUGUGGAGCAACCUGCUGAUAUGAGCCAGAACGACGUGGAGGAAACCAGCAGAAUUUUCAAGCAAGGGUAUGGUGCUUACAGGUGUAAAUUGUGCCCGUACACACAUGGCACUUUGGAGAAGCUCAAAAUUCAUUAUGAGAAAUACCAUAACCAGCCUGAAUUUGAUGUAUUUGCACAGUCUCCUCCGAAAUUCCCUGCCUCCAUGGAGCCCGAAGUUCUCGCUGAAAUUAAGCCCUCUCCUGAGAUGGCUCCAGAAGAUCUCCUUGGAGAUGAUUCACUACCAUCUUCCCACUUCUCCAGUUCCCAUUUGGUUUCUCAUACUGUAUUCCGUUGUCAGCUUUGUAAGUAUUUUUGCUCUACCCGGAAAGGGAUAGCAAGGCACUACCGAAUAAAACACAACAAUGUUCGGGCACAGCCAGAAGGCAAGAACAACCUGUUUAAAUGUGCCCUGUGUUCCUACACAAACCCUAUUCGUAAAGGUCUGGCUGCACAUUACCAGAAGCGGCAUGACAUCGAUGCUUACUACACGCAUUGCUUAGCAGCCUCAAGGACUAUAAGCGACAAACCCAACAAAGUGAUCAUUCCCUCGCCCCCCAAGGAGGACUCUCCUCAGCUAAGCGAGGAGCUGAGAAGGGCGGUGGAGAAGAAGAAAUGCUCCCUCUGCUCCUUCCAGUCCUUCAGCAAAAAAGGCAUAGUCUCUCACUACAUGAAACGCCAUCCUGGAGUAUUCCCCAAGAAACAGCAUGCCAGCAAGCUUGGGGGUUACUUCACGGCGGUGUACGCGGACGAGUAUGAAAAGCCGCAACCUCCCCCAGAAGAGAGGAAUGAUUUUGAGAAGCCUGAAUUGGAGGUGGAAGCUCCAGAGAUGGAGUGGCUUCCUUUCCGGUGCGUCAAGUGCUUUAAGCUCUCCUUCAGCACGGCCGAGCUGCUCUGCAUGCAUUACACUGACCACCACAGCAAGGACUUGAAGAGGGAUUUUACCAUCCUGGGAAGUGGGACCCGUUUCCAGUGCAAGCACUGUGACAGUAAGCUGCAUAGCCUGGCAGAGCUGACCACGCACUUGAAUGGCCACAAUGAGGAAUUCCAGAAACGUGCCAAACGCCAAGAGAGGAGGAAGCAGCUUCUGAGCAAGCAAAAAUAUGCGGAUGGUGCUUUUGUAGACUUCAAAGCAGAGAGGCCUUUUGGCAGCUUGGAAGAAGUUUCAAAAUUGAAAGAGAGAAAGGUGGUAGGAUACAAAUGUAAGUUCUGUGUCGAAGUUCACCCAACCCUUCGAGCCAUCUGCAAUCAUCUUCGUAAGCAUGUCCAGUACGGGAAUGGUUCCUCAGUGUCUACUGGAGUCAAGCAGGAAGCUGAAGAUCCUUCACAUGCAGCUUUCUUGGAGGGUGUUGAGGGAGCCAAAGACCAUAUGGCCACUAUGGAACUUGCAGAAGCUGAAUCUGGACCAUCACUGGAGGAUGAAACCAGACCUGGUGGCUACCAUUGCAGCCAGUGUGAUCGGGUUUUGAUGUCUAUGCAGGGUCUACGGUCGCACGAGAGGAGUCACUUGGCACUGGCCAUGUUUACUCGCGAAGACAAGUACAGCUGCCAGUACUGUUCCUUUGUUUCUGCAUUCAGGCACAACCCUUCAGAAGACUCAUGUCCACUCUUCUGGCAGAGUUUGGAUCGCCAUAUGCAAGCACACCACGGACAUCACAAACCAUUCCGCUGCAAACUCUGCCCUUUCAAGUCCUCCUACAAUAGCCGGCUGAAAACUCACCUACUCAAAGUCCAUGCUGGUGAACAUGCGUACAAAUGUUCCUCCUGUUCAUUUUCCGCCAUGACAAUCAGCCAGCUAAAAGAGCACUCCCUGAAAGUGCAUGGGAAGGCAUUGACACUACCAAGACCACGAAUUAUCAGCCUUGUAACCUCGCAUGCUCAACAUGCCUCCAAGAACCACACUACUGCCGAAGAAGUGGAAGACUCGAAUGAUGCUUACUCAUCAGUCUUGGGGAGCUGGGGGGAAUGUUGGAACCCCAUCUUGAUGCAUGUGCAGAGGGCCAGGCUUCCUUCCAAAAGUCUUUGCUGUAGAAGAAGAAUCACAGUUAGAGAUGGAUUGAGCCAACAUCCUGAGUAUCUGUCAGUAUGUUUUAUGUAUCUCCAAAUUACAAUCUAUUCUUCCUAUUCAGAACCUCCAGAUGUCCAGCAACAACUGAAUCACUAUCAGUCAGCAGCCUUGGCAAGGAACAAUAACAACAUUAGCCCCGUCUCACUUUCUGGAGGAGACCAGAAAGCUGAAGCCAUCCUUAACUGUGAAUUUUGUGAAUUCACUUCGGGUUACAUUCAAAGCAUUCGGCGUCAUUAUCGUGACAAACAUGGAGGGAAGAAGUUAUUCAAGUGCAAAGACUGUUCAUUUUACACCGGCUUUAAAUCUGCUUUUACUAUGCAUAUGGAAGCGGGGCAUUCAGCAGUUCCAGAGGAAGGACCCAAAGAUCUCCGUUGUCCUCUCUGUCUCUACCACACCAAAUAUAAACGGAAUAUGAUUGACCAUAUUGUCCUUCAUAGAGAAGAGCGAGUGGUUCCCAUAGAAGUUUGCCGUUCCAAGCUGUCCAAAUAUUUGCAGGGAGUCGUUUUCCGCUGUGACAAGUGCACCUUCACCUGUUCCAGCGACGAAAGUCUACAGCAACACAUAGAGAAGCACAAUGAGCUGAGACCUUACAAAUGCCAACUCUGCUACUACGAGACCAAGCACACGGACGAGCUCGAUGGUCACCUUCGCGAUGAGCAUAAGGUGAGUCGCAAUUUUGAGCUGGUUGGACGGGUUAACUUAGAUCAGUUGGAGCAAAUGAAAGGAAAAGAGGAGAGCUCCAGCAGUGAUGAGGAAGAAAAGGAUGAGGAGAUGAGCCCCAAGACAGAAGAGAGAGGGGAUGUGAGGUUUUCAGAAAACAGUCCUCCUGAAAAACGCUUCCCCUGUGAAUUUUGUGGCCGAACGUUUGCUGAAGGCUCUGAAUGGGAACGACAUGUACUGAGACAUGGCAUGGCAGUGAAUGAAACCAACCUGGUCAUCAGUGACGAAAGCCAGGCCAAAGAGAAUGCAGAAGAAACGGUUAAGGUACCAUUGGCAGAAGAAGUGGAAAGCAGCCCGAAGAGACUGGUGGACUUUUCCCACAAGAACGAAGCUGCCAUCUGUAUCAUUGCUGCUGCUACUGCUGCUGCUGAUAAUAAAUCACUCCCAGAGAUGGCAGAGGUCAAAAGUGAAUGAGCACCUGGUGUGAUUUCCGACAACCUACUUGAACAGUGAUGAAUGGGGAGGGGGCGGGCAGGGGGACAAGGAAGAAUCAAAGCUGCUUUUAGGACUGAAUGAUCUAUUUUCAAAGCACUGGUACCUGUGUGUGCGCGUGUGGUGGGUGGGUGUGCGCGUGUGUGCGUGUGUGUACAUAGAUUAAAUUUAUUUAAUUGAGGACGGUUGGAUACGUGGCUCCAUGACACCCGCACGACUCUUCUGGAUCUUGACAAUGGGAAGCUACGGUCAUAACUUUGGACUUGUGAGAAAUCAAAUUCCCAAGACACAUGUCGCAUUUUUGCCUUUGUGCUCCACCGCGGAGACUUCGGGAUCCUUCCGACGACAGAGGCGUCCCAAGGAUGGAAGAAUGCAGGGGACGACAAUGUUCCGUGUCCAACUUUGGGGCACUUUUUUUUUCUAAUUUUAAUAUACAUAUUACGCUUUUCCAGAGUGACAAAAAAAAAAACAAGGAAAAAAAAAGAAAGUUAAAAACUGCUUUUGCUUAAAACAGUCACCUGUUUCCUAGUACCUCAGAAUUAACCAAGGGAAAUUAAAAGAAAAACACACAAAACAAAUCUCUGCAUUUGUGAGUACUACCUGUUGUUAUUGUGGUUAAAUAUAUAUAUAGAAAGACAGACUGCUGGGCAAGAUGAUGAAUGGAAGAAAAAAAACCACAAAGUUUUAAAAGAAAAAAAACAAAAACAAAAUUGUGCUCAAAAAUCCCUGCGGGGGGUUUAUUUCUUAAAAUACUGUGAUUUUUUUAAUUAUUUUAGUAAAAAAACAAAACAAAAAAAGAGAGAAUUCCUUAGAUACCUGUCUGUGACUUGUCAUCUUUUAUUCCAGGUAAGCUGUUUGUUAAGCGUUCAGCUAUGAUUUUAGGGCGUUGGGUUGGUUGGUUGGGGUUUUCUUUUCUUUUUUAAGACUCAUGUGAUUGACUCUGUGCCGUUCUUGUUUGCCCCAUGUCUACGUCGGCUCAGCCUGAGGGAUUACAAUACAGCACAAUUAAUUUUUUUCCAUGUAAAGUAAUGUUAUUUCCCCCCAUUUCUCCUUUGCUCACCCAAUGAGACAGGGCUGGGACAGAGAAGUGGUUCCUGUGAAUAGAUCAUUAUUAUUAUUAUUUAGUUAUAAACAUGUGAAGAUAUCAAAGAAGUAACUUUUUUAAAGAAACUCAAAAACAAAAAAACCCUUUAACUAAAGAACCAAACUUACAGCACAGCUAUGCAGGUUGUGGGCCAGUCCAAGAGGUCCUCAGAUUCAUUCUGUUGCUCGUCCAGUUGAACAUCUUUCACUGAUUUAUUAUUUUGGUUACUUAAGAAAGGUUGCCUUUUUUUUAAUGUGGUGUGUCUUGUUUUGGUACAAGGAGGGUUGGAAGGAGGGAGUUGAUAACCACAUAGUUCUAAAGUUCAGGUAAUCCAGUUUUGCAAUAUUAGGAGCCUAGAGAUCUACAUUUUGUGGACCUCGAGGGAGAGAAAUCAUCACAUCACCUCGCAUUCUUCACAUGAGGGGGAACAGCAGAGCCUAAAUAGGAACAGAAGUUGUGUUUGAGUUCCAUUUUUCAUGUAAAAAUGUUGGGAUAUCUUGCAUGAACGUGAAGCAGAAGGUCCAGGCCCAGAAAGAAUGGUCUGAUAGUCAACAAACGGGGUUACUUUCCAAAAGUAGAAAGUACUUGAGUGAAAUCUAGUUUUAGAAAUGCAUGUGUCUCUUUGGGUUGCUUUUCUUUUUCUUUUUUUUUCUUUUUCCUUUUUUUUUUUUUUAAACUUUGAGGGAAGGGGAAGGGAUGGGAGACAGGAAGCUGCUGAGAAGCUGAUAUCCACACAAAAGUUCUCCUCAAAUGGAUGGCGUAAAAGAGGUGAAAAGAAAAAAAAAUACCAUUGCAUUUGUGGAGGAAGUGCUACUUGAAAAAAGCAUGAUGUUUUGAAUUUUGCAGAUUCUUAAGUUUGUGAGGGUGGGCUUUCAGUUUUGUUUAGUUUUUUUCCCCUUUUUUAAUUAUUUGGUGGGGAGGGAGAGUCAUGCGGCAAACAUAUUGGAAGGAGAAGUAUAAAUAAACAUUUUGUGUCUGAAUGUUUUCUUUUUAAUUGGCCUCAUAUCAAAUGUAUUUAAACAGUUCCAUACCUGGAUUGGAUGUUUGUAAUGGUUACCAAAAAUGAAAAAGAAAAAAAAAAGAAAUGAUUGUGACAUGCUUUUAUCACUACUUUAUUUUUCGAAUAACGUGUAAAUAUUGUAAUCCAUUGGAUUUUUUUUGUUUUUUUUUUUUUUGUUUUGUUUUGUUUUUUUUAAUUUUAUUUUUUUUUUGCUAACCUGUUAAUAAAUAUAUGGGACCAUUAUCCUUUUUAACAAGUCUAGAAUGUCAUAUUUUUUCUUGUGUUUUUUCCCCCUCCCAAAUGUAUCCCUUGAUAUAUUGUGGACACACAUUUUAGAUGCAUUAUUAUGAUUCUGUUGGCUGUAAUGAUGACCUAGGAUUGAGAAUAACAUCCUUUUUUUUAUUUGUUUAAUUUAUACAGAGGACUUUUUUCAGAGUUUGAGAGAAGGAAAUAAAUAGCAAAAUGAUAACCCACUGGCUUCAGAACUCAGUAUUUCCUAAUUAAAAUUAACUACUGCUCAGUGUUUGGUGGGUGAGGCGUGGAUGUUCUGAAAUGUUGCACUGAUAACUUUUUUAAGGCAAAAGAAAACGAAUAAAAAAUUUUCAAACA